AUGUCAGUCAAGGCAGGGCUGAGUGCUGUGUCUUCAUACUCUGGACCCCCGUACUACUUUGUCUACGAGCUGAAGAACAUGACGGAAGCAAAACGUUACUGCAGAGAGAAGUACACUGACCUGUCCACUGUGUCCAACAUGGAGGACGUGAAGACCCUCAACAACAUGGCAGAUUUAAGCAAAAUGGUCUACCCAGAAUACCCAACGUACCACAACUAUCGAGCCUGGAUAGGACUGUACGAUGACGUGAACAGCUGGCGCUGGUCCCUGACCGACACCGGUUUCUACCAACCCGGGGAGACGGAGUUCAGACGAUGGUGGACUGGGGAACCCAAUAAUUAUAAGAGUAAAGAACACUGCACACAGAUGGGUUUUGAUGGGCUGUGGAACGACGUCAGCUGUGAAAACUCCCUGAAGGCAGUCUGCGUACAUGUCACAGGGCCAAAUGUGACUUUUAUACUCACUGACAUCUCCAUGACGUGGCCUGCGGCCCAGAGCUACUGCAGGCAGCGGUACACGGACCUGGCCAGCGUGAGGAACAGCAGAGAGAACCAGAAGGUGCAGGAGCUGAUACCCACUAACGGAUCGGUCUUCAUCGGCCUUUUCAGAGACACCUGGAAGUGGUCGGACGGCAGUGCUUCCUCAUUCAGGUACUGGAAUCUCAACGAUAAGGAACCCAACAACAACGACCAGAGGGAGGCCUGUGUGGCUGCAGACUUUAGUCGACUCGGACAAUGGGAAGACUGGAACUGUGACUUCAAGAGAGCAUUCGUUUGCUUUGGUCCAAGGCCUGCUUCAAAGCGAGUGAUACGACUGAGGUUGAAGAAGAAGAACUCCUCCCUGGACGUGAACGACCCGGCCGUCAUGGAGGCCAUGUUGAAGCAGCUCCAACAGAAGCUGGGGGCCCGGGGCCUGGACAUCAAACUGAGCUGGAGGAAGCAGGCCGAUGGACAGGUCUUCCACAAGGAGGAGGAGGAGGAUGAGCUGCACUGAUCGUCUAUUUUCAUCAGAGAAAC
Messenger RNA from Etheostoma spectabile (orangethroat darter), 1016 nucleotides. Its product is annotated as macrophage mannose receptor 1. The record is from RefSeq and is a predicted model, not a curated record. The transcript has 5 exons. NCBI's taxonomy places the organism in Eukaryota, Metazoa, Chordata, Actinopteri, Perciformes, Percidae. Bases 1 to 993 code for a protein of 330 amino acids.